This is a messenger RNA of Thrips palmi, 659 nucleotides long. RefSeq lists its product as uncharacterized. The transcript has 6 exons. NCBI's taxonomy places the organism in Eukaryota, Metazoa, Arthropoda, Insecta, Thysanoptera, Thripidae. Bases 1 to 486 code for a protein of 161 amino acids. The record is from RefSeq and is a predicted model, not a curated record.
AUGGCGUCAAGACGAGCCAAACUCUUGGCCCAGAUGGGCAAAAAAAGUGAAAUCGCUGCAAAUCCUUUCGCCAUGCAGACUCCUGUGAGGGAGAACCACACAGGUGAAGACUGGAAUCUGCAGCAUAGUGCCAGCAGCACUCAAAGUGAUGAAUCAUCCUUGUGUUUGGGUGACGAUGCGAUUAAAGUAGUCGAAAGAAGACAAACUUUAAAGAGGCGUCUCUUUGUUGGAGCGGACUUGAAGCCAUGCUCUAAAAAUACUGAGCGAGCAACUUCAGUAUCAACUUCAUGUCGCAAUUCUGCACUUAAACCAUUCAAAGAAGCUGCUAGUACUAAAAGCAAGACCGAUCCACAAAAUUCAGUUUCAUAUCUAACUGUACCUAAGACUUUGAAAGAAGCCGCUGUUAAGCCUCCAAGCCAAGAGACCAACAAGGAAUCAAUUCUAGGCAGACUUGUUCUGAGAUUACCAGUGUGCUCGCAACUUUAGUUCCUGCUAGCUCCACUGUACCUGAUUCAUUGAAAGAAGCUGCCUCUAAACAGCCAUGUCCAACAUUCACAAAGGAAGUAGAAGACUCAGUCAAUCAAACUACUCUUACAGAUAAUAAGUCUGAUCCCCAAAAUGCAGUUCCCUCUCCAAGUUCACCUGUACCUGAGCCUGAG